Drosophila grimshawi is the source of this 3294-nucleotide messenger RNA. It is a transcript of the gene Su(z)12, whose product is annotated as polycomb protein Su(z)12. Gene Ontology annotation, molecular function: chromatin DNA binding. The record is from RefSeq and is a predicted model, not a curated record. The transcript is spliced from 6 exons. The coding region runs from base 284 to 3025 and encodes 913 amino acids. Gene Ontology annotation, cellular component: nucleus; ESC/E(Z) complex. Lineage: Eukaryota; Metazoa; Arthropoda; Insecta; Diptera; Drosophilidae.
UCAGAAACGCUGCAACAAAGCAUACGGUUUCGCGCCGAAAAGGAAAACGGUGAAAACACGCAAGAAAAUACGAAAAGAAAAAACAAGCAGAAGUGAAUGCACAAAAACAAACGUAAAAAUGUGUUAGGAAGCAAAUGCAUCGUUGGUUUGUAUGCUGAAAUUGCAGCAAGGCUACGGACAGUUCGUCGAAGUGUGUGUGUGUGUAUGUGUGUGCGAAGCAAGCGGCGCGGCUGAGGCAGAUUCCCUCCACCCCCUUGACUGUCAUCCCACGAGAUAAAACACAAUGGCACCAACCAAGAAACGUGAAAGGGACAAUAAUGCCGACGUUGCGACUGGCGUUGUUUCUAACAACAUAAAUGGUUUGAACAGUGGCAAUGGACAUGCUGCAGAUGCUGCUACAAGUGAAGCGUUGGCAGCGCCAGCGCCAGCAUCGGCCAUGUCAACAACAAUAGCCCAUGACAGCCAAACAAAACUGAAUGGACAUCAGCAAGAGCAGGAACUCUUCUUGCAGGCAUUUGAAAAGCCCACACAAAUCUAUCGCUAUCUACGCAAUCGCCACGAGACAAACCCCAUAUUCUUAAAUCGCACGCUCAGCUAUAUGAAGGAGCGCAUGUCACGCAACAAUAAGAAAAGAGCCAAUUUCAAGAUCGAUUCCAUACUGGAAAAAAUCACACAAAAGUCUGAGGCUGUAUCCCAAAACUUCCUGCAUGUCAUCUACGAUUCUCUGAUUGAGAAACACAAGCCGCAAGACAACGAAGACUUGCUACGACAGGGCCAGGAUCAACUGCUCGGCGAGGCGGGCGAAAGGGUGUGUGUGGAGACAACGCUUUACAAGAUAACGCGCAGCAAGCGCAAGGACAGCACUCUCGAUUUUCAGGAGCUGCUCAGCAAGAGCUCACAAAUUGUUUACAAUCCCAAGGAGGGCAUCGAGGAGCACGCCACCAUUAGCAUACCAUUGCAGACAAUGCGACCCAUGGGUGAUCAGCACACUCUUUACAAGCUGCUGUUUCGCAUCAAGAUGCAGCCGCAAGUGUGCAACGAUGAAAAUGCAGCAACACCGCCGAACAAACGAUCGCGUAGCAACGAGAAAGUUUACGGCUCCGAAUUGAUACUGUAUGAGAAGUCGAGCGGUUUCAUCACUGAGGGCGAAUAUGAGGCAAUGUUGCAGCCGUUGAAUUCGUCCAGCAUUAAAUCGUUCUCACCAAAGAAAUGCACCUGGGAGACAAUGCCCGACAGCUACAUUCCACUAUCGCUGACCUACGAUGUGUACCAGCAGAGUCCGAUGCUCAAAUUCCAUUUGACAUUGUCCAAUGAGCAGUUGCCCGACACUAUAGCAGCGCCUGAGAUGCAGCGUUAUGUGCAUCAUUUGGAUGCCGAGACGGAACUUAGUCACCUUAACAUCAGCAAUAUCAACAAUAACAACAACAACAAUAAUAAUAACAAUAACAAUUGUAGCGGCCUCAAGAAUGGCAAUGGCAGCACCAUCUGCAAGGCCAUACCACCGGAACACUUACAAAUCGUAUACAAUUUUAUGUACAGCAAUAACACACGCCAACAGACAGAGUACACACAGGAACUGAACUGUCCGUGGUGUGGAUUAGACUGCCUGCGCCUGUAUGCACUGCUCAAGCAUCUGAAAUUGUGCCAUGCGCGCUUUAACUUCACGUACCAGCCGGCGGGCAGCGGUGCUCGCAUCGAUGUGACCAUCAAUGAUGCGUACGAUGGUUCAUAUGCCGGUUCACCCUAUGAUCUGGCCGGCCCGUCUGGCUCGUCCUUUGCCCGCACCUGUGGCCCGGUGAGGCGCACCUCGGUCACCAGCCUGAUGGUUUGUCGACCCAGGCGCCAGAAGACUUGCCUCGACGAAUUUCUUGAAUUGGAUGAGGAUGACAUUAGCAAUCAGCGCUCAUAUAUAACAGGACACAAUAGAUUAUACCACCAUACGGAGACCUGCCUGCCGGUGCAUCCAAAGGAGCUGGACAUUGAUUCGGAGGGGGAGAGCGAUCCGCUUUGGCUGCGCCAAAAGACAAUACAGAUGAUUGAUGAGUUCUCCGACGUCAAUGAGGGCGAGAAGGAGCUGAUGAAGUUAUGGAAUCUGCAUGUGAUGCGUCAUGGCUUCGUGGGUGACUGCCAGCUACCGUUGGCCUGCGAAAUGUUUCUGGAUGCCAAGGGUCACGAGAUUGUCCGCAAGAAUCUCUAUCGCAAUUUUAUACUGCACAUGUGCUCACUGUUCGAUUAUGGCCUGAUCGCGGCUGAGACCGUCUACAAGACGGUGCAGAAGCUCCAGGGGCUGCUCAGUAAAUAUGCUGCUGGCCAGGAGCUAAUGCAGCGUCAGCGCGAGGCGCAGCUCAAAUACUGGCUGGACGUGGGCAUGCACAAGAAGCAGGACGAUCUUAAGCACAAAUCGCCGCAGAAGCCAACGGCCAGCUCCAGCGGCGAUAUAGCAACUACCUCAUCGGGCAGCGUUUCCAGCGCCAUGCAACCGCCCAAGCGCAUGCCAGCCAAUCUGAAACGGGCAAAUGCUGCCGCCGCUGCUGCUGCUGCUGCUGCAGCUGCAGCGCUUGAUGCCCAGGAUAAUGGCGCUGUCAAUGGAAGCAACAGUAGCAAGAAUGUGGCCAAGAAAAGUGCCGACCAGCCGAUAGCCAACAAUUUGGCCAACACACGGGAGCGCCGAUCCGAGCAGGCGCUGAAGCGCAACGCCAACGUCGGGCGCCUCAGUGCGCCCGAAAGCAGAACUGCCAACUCAACUUCCAAACGCAAGAUCGGCGCUAAAGAUACGGCUGUGAUCAGCAAGAGGCAUCGAUAUAGCGAGGACGGCACCAGCGCUAACGGAUCAUCGACGCGCAACAACAAAAGCAAUAAUAUUAAUCAUACACUGCCAGUAAACAGCAAUAGCAACAACAAGCGACGUCACUCCGCAAUGGAGCGCAGUAGAUCAAACAGCACCGUAGGCGGCAGCAGCGCUGCAACUUUGCACGGACUGCGCACACGUCUGUCGGUGCCUGGGACCAAGUAUGAGAGACGCUGACGCAAGCGGCGCUGCUGCUGUUGCUGCUGCUACUAAAAACAAACAAAACUAUGACCAGCCACAGGAGGAGAAGGAUUAGUUGACUAUAAGCGAGGGCGUUUCGUUUAGAUUUUGUGGUUUAGUUUUGAUAAGUUUAUGUUGAAAAUGGUUUUUAUUACAUCCUGUUCAGCAAAUGAUUAUCAGUUUAUUAUAACAAUUUUGCUAAUCUUAAGUAUUACUAUUAGAUUGUGUUGUGUAAAUUGUACCAAAUUGUAAAGUCUUCAAAAUCA